This is a messenger RNA of Amphibalanus amphitrite, 858 nucleotides long. RefSeq lists its product as uncharacterized. Bases 58 to 600 code for a protein of 180 amino acids. The record is from RefSeq and is a predicted model, not a curated record. The transcript is spliced from 2 exons. Lineage: Eukaryota; Metazoa; Arthropoda; Thecostraca; Balanomorpha; Balanidae.
ACUCAGACGUCUAUCGGGGUGGUAGUGGACGGAGCUCGCACCUCGGAGCUAGGAGUUAUGGGGCGAAGGACCUUGCCCUCCACCCUGGUGAUAGGGUUCGUCCUCCUGGUGGCGGUCCUGGUGACGGCAUCACCAUCUCAGAUUCACCACCAUGCAGACGGAAGUACGGAUGGCCGACUGAAGCGCAGCCCCGGUCAGCUGCAGCUGCUGAACGGACCGCUGGGUGCUGAGUACAGCGGGGCGGAGGGAGAUGUCGGGGGCACUCUGUCGGAUGGCUGGAGGUCAGACGCCCUGCACCUCCCGUCCACCGACCGGCAGCUGCUCUCCACCGGCCGACAGCUCCCCGGACUUAGUGGACUAGGUUUGCUAUACAACGUAGCUGUAGGCAUCAUAGGCACCGUCAUAGUCGGCAUCGGAGCCACCGCCGCAGCCGUGUACGUAGCUCAGAGUCAGGAAGAAGAGUCUACAACAGCCGCGCCCACAACCACGACCGUGCCGACGAAGCCGAGCUUUCCAUCACCUCAGCCGACCACUCCACCAUCGACAGCUUCGACAUCUUCAACGGAGCAGCCGCCGAUACCUCUACCUAUACCGGGCUGAGUGCAAUCCUAUGCUGCAUAUGCAUAAGGAAGGCAUAUGCCGGUCACUAUCGUUCACAGCUUCACGGGGAAUAAAUCAAUGUGGUUUGCACCUCAGUUAUUAUGUAUGAGGUAUAUGUGUGUUUCGGCAGGCAUGUCAGUUCUGCUACGCCUAGCUGUGCUACUAAUGCAUUAGCUUGCAAUGCAUUAUAUUUGUAAAUCAAUGCAUGUGGAUGCAAUGAAACGAUACCUGAAACUUUCAAGAGUCAAUCGCCAGACA